AUGAAUUCUUCUACGGCAUUCCCCAAGGCCGCGGCUCUCCCCGCGCGUCUGUUGCGAACCCAGCGACAAUGCUCGAACCAGACCUCCAAUAGCAGUGUGCGAUCUUCAACUCAAAGCAGAUAUUACCAUGCUACUGCGUCCGCUUCCCCGGCUAGACGUCUGCGGGAGGGUGUCUGCAAAAGAAAGGAUUCCUUGGUGAUUUCCGCUCGGACUUUCCACACUACUUCUCCCCUUUUGGCCGUUGCCGAUCCCUACAAAGUCCUCGGCGUUGACAAAAAAGCAUCUGCCGGCGAUAUCAAAAAGGCCUACUACGGCCUAGCCAAGAAAUAUCAUCCGGAUACCAACAAGGACCCUCAAGCGAAGGACAAGUUCUCUGAGGCUCAAACGGCCUACGAAUUGUUGUCCGACGCCAAAAAGCGAGAGAACUAUGACCGAUUUGGCUCGGCAGCCUUUGAUCAGAACGGCGGAUUUGACCCAAGUGGCGGCAACCCAUUCGCCGGCGCAGGAGGAUUCCAUGGCUUUGGUGGUGGUUUCGGUGGAGGUGGCUUUGGCGGAGGGUUCACCGGUGACAUCAACUUCGAGGAUCUAUUUGGCGCGUUCACUGGAGGAGCGCGUCGUGGGCCGCGGGGCCGGGGCAACCCUUUCCAGGAACAGAUCCUGGUUGGUGAAGAUAUUGAGGUCCAGACCAACAUCUCGUUUAUGGAUGCCGCCAAGGGCACUUCCCAGGACAUUGUUAUCACGCCUUUGACUGAGUGUGGAACCUGUAAAGGUGACGGGUUGAAGGAAGGAACCAAGCGGUCCCAAUGUCGGCAGUGCAACGGUACCGGUACCCGUGUCCAUCUCAUGCAGGGAGGCUUCCAGGUUGCGGCUACUUGCGAUGCUUGUGGCGGCGCUGGUAUGUCCGCCCCUCGUGGGUCUGAGUGCCGUUCCUGUAACGGAAACGGUGUUGUCAGGGAACGCAAGACCAUCAAGGUCGACAUCCCCGGGGGUGUUGAAGAUGGCAUGCGUCUGCGGGUGACUGGUGAAGGCGAUAGACCCCCCACUGGAUCGGCUGUUCCCUCUGGAGCCCGGACCAAGCCCGGUGAUCUCUACGUCUCCAUUCGAGUCGCUCCGGACUCUCGAUUCAGCCGCUCUGGAUCUGAUAUUCUCUACACCGCUUCCAUUCCUCUCACCACUGCCAUUCUUGGCGGUGAGGUGACCAUCCCAACCCUCGAGAGCGAGGUCAAGGUUAAGGUCGCCACGGGUACUGGUACUGGUGACCGAAUUACCCUGUCUGGGAUGGGCAUGAAGAAGCUGGGUGCUCGGGUACGCGGCUUCACACCUAACGGUGAUCUCAAGGUUGAGUUUAAGGUAGCAAUGCCGAAGUACUUGACCGGCAACCAGCGAACCAUCCUGGAAGUCCUUGCAGAUGAGAUGAACGACAAGACCGCGAAGCGGACAAUGAACUUCAGCGCCGAUAAGGAGAGCUCCUCAUCGAGUUCCGAAAACGAAGGCUUCCUGAAGUCUGUCUGGCACCGACUUACGGGCGAGAACUAUGAGGCCAAAAAGAAGGAUACCAAGGACAAAGACACCAAGAGCAAGGAUGGCAAGACCGAUGCCAAGGACGACUCGAAGAAAUCGAGCUGA
This is a messenger RNA of Penicillium canescens, 1626 nucleotides long. Its product is annotated as putative mitochondrial DnaJ chaperone (Mdj1). Gene Ontology annotation, cellular component: cytoplasm. Bases 1 to 1626 code for a protein of 541 amino acids. Gene Ontology annotation, biological process: response to heat; protein refolding. Lineage: Eukaryota; Fungi; Ascomycota; Eurotiomycetes; Eurotiales; Aspergillaceae. The record is from RefSeq and is a predicted model, not a curated record. The transcript has 3 exons. Gene Ontology annotation, molecular function: ATP binding; heat shock protein binding.